Messenger RNA from Symbiodinium pilosum, 1347 nucleotides. The record is from the annotation of a GenBank genome assembly. NCBI's taxonomy places the organism in Eukaryota, Dinophyceae, Suessiales, Symbiodiniaceae.
AUGGAGAUUUUGGUGUCGACUCAUCCUGGCAUUUCAGAUGACUGCAUUGUCUCGGUACGCUGCGGAACCACCCGCCGUCAGGCACCGCUCGAUGUCGCUCGGUGCCAGGCACUGAAAUUUCCGAGCAACCUGGAAACUCUAAAUGAGCCGUUGAAGAUCGAUGUGCUCAAGCCCGUUGCAUCGGCUCGCCUAGUUCUACAUGCACAGCAGGAUGAGUACCUCAUGGAUUUCUUGGACCAACCAGGAUCGGCCAUCGGACUAAAUGUGAGGUCCACCUCAUCGCAGCCGCCCGAGAGAAAUGCGGAUGUAGGCACAGCUGGCCGAUCAGAGAGGAAACAGGGUCAGUCGCAGGGUCCUGCAUCUGCUCGCGAUUACUUGGAGCUUCAUGGAGUGCUGAAGUACGUCCAAAGCAUGCUCACAGCAUUGAUCCAGGCAAAGCCACAGGAUCCCUACCUCUUUAUGCUGCAGCAGCUGACAUCCUCCAAGGCUUACGCCAGGCCAGAGACUGACCCAGACACGCAAGCGGCCCCGGUCGUGGCACCUGAGGAAAUGGAACCGCCAAAGCCUUGUGUCGAGCGGCCCGUCUCGCCGCAGCCGCCUCCGGGCAACCCCUUCCACCUACCGAGCAGUGUGGCUGGCAGCGGCCACCAAGCUUCCGCUAAGCCUAUGGUUCCCGACACGGAGCCCACAGCUUCCACGACGAACGCGUCCACAUCCUUGCAGGAUGCAGCAACACAGACACAGGCAUCGCAAGCAGGCGGCGAAAUCGCCCCGCAAGAGGUGCCAGCGCAGGCCUCCGCAGCAACCGCCCAACGGCGAGAAGAGGAGUCGCGCGUCCGGCUCCAGACAGUUCUUUUCAAGGCAAGCCGGAACGGCGUCUUGGAGGAGAUUCUGCAGAACAUGUUCUGCUCGCCUGCUUGCACCUGUGAUUUAAGCGCAUAUUGCCACAGCGGACUCCAUGGAGAUGGUCUCACAACCACGUCAGCUCCGGGUGAGAUGCACGUGCCGCAUGCAGAUGGGGAGACAUGUAGGAGCGCCAUGGACGCAGGUCAACUUAGAAACCAUGUCCGCGAGCGGCUGACAGAUGCCUGGUCAACUGGGGAGUUGGAAAAGGCAGUGCAGGAGGCUUUGGAGCAAAGCGGGCCGAGAAUCUCACAGGCUACAGCAGAGCAGAGCAUCCAGUUCUUGCAGGACGAAAUCAAGAUUAUGACCGAAGAAAGCAGACUCCUACACGAACAGGUGGAUCGACUUAGUUCUGAAAUGCAGCAACUGCUGAUGACGAACGAGAAGCUCCUCAGUCAGAUCCAAAGCGCUGAAUCUGCGGACAAGCUCAGCCGAGCGCCGUAG